AACGAACGCCUUACACGCCUGGCCGGGAUCCAGCUUCCUUGUUGCUUAGCCUCAUUGCUUGUCGAAUGCCGCCUCGAGGACGCUUAUCGACUAAUUGCGACACAUACCACUUGCCCGCCUGUGCUUGUGAGCACACCGUGGCCUCUAUUGGCCUCUAUUGUAGGUAGCGGAACAUGGGCCUCCGGACCGGUCAAUCGCACAUCCGUUGUGCUCCCUGAACGAAAGGAAACUUCCAAUCAUCAAGCCCUCAUCGAAUCGCCGAUCUUUCUCGUCCCAGCAACAUCCGCCUCCCCAAAGUUCCAAGUCCAACAAAAAUGUCGAUCCUCCUCGCGCUUCUCGCCUUUUGUCUCUUCGCAGCCACCAGCGCCGAGACUUGCACCACCCGCGACGACUGUCCAGGACAAGAAGUCUGCUGCGUCUGGCUGUCCCCCGGUGCGGCAGCGGGUGGUUACGUUUCCUACAGUCUGUGCGCUGGUGUGGGAGGCGAGUGCU
Messenger RNA from Zymoseptoria tritici IPO323, 492 nucleotides. RefSeq lists its product as uncharacterized. The record is from RefSeq and is a predicted model, not a curated record. The transcript has 3 exons. NCBI's taxonomy places the organism in Eukaryota, Fungi, Ascomycota, Dothideomycetes, Mycosphaerellales, Mycosphaerellaceae. The annotation marks the transcript as partial.